AUGCAUACCCCUGCAUAUGGGGACAUGCCCCCUGAGGGUAUCUUCUACCAUCAUGCUCAAUCUCACUUGGAAACAGUGUUCUUGAGAGUGCCAGUUGAAAGGCAGGAGAGAAUUGGAAAGGACUCCCAUUAUGAGCAAGAGGGGAAAGUUCAGUUUGUGAUUGAUGCUGUGUAUGCCAUGGCUCAUGCCCUCCAUCAUAUGAACAAGGAUCUUUGUCCUGAUUACCCAGGAGUUUGUCCGGAGAUGGAGCAAGCAGGAGGCAAGAAGCUGCUGAAGUACAUACGCAGCGUUAACUUCAACGGCAGUGCUGGCACUCCAGUGAUGUUUAAUAAAAACGGGGAUGCACCAGGGCGCUACGACAUCUUUCAGUACCACACAACAAACACCAGCGCCCCAGGUUAUCGUCUGGUUGGCCAGUGGACAGAUGACCUACAGCUUAAUAUUGAGGAAAUGCAGUGGGGUAAAGGCAUACGUGAGAUCCCAUCCUCAGUCUGCAGUCAGCCUUGCAAACCAGGAUUUAGAAAGAAGAUGGUUAAAGGAAUGCCAUGCUGUUGGCACUGCGAGCUCUGUGAUGGGUACCAGUACCAGGCUGAUGAGGUGACUUGUCUUCUCUGCUCUUAUAAUGAGCGGCCUAACGAGAACCGCACUGGAUGCCGUCCUAUACCCAUUGUGAAAUUGGAAUGGCAUUCUCCAUGGGCUGUCAUACCAGUCUUCUUGGCUAUGCUUGGAAUUAUUGCCACCAUUUUUGUAAUGGCGACCUUCAUUAGAUAUAAUGACACUCCUAUCGUCCGAGCUUCUGGAAGGGAACUCAGCUAUGUCCUGUUGACGGGAAUAUUUCUUUGUUAUAUAAUUACUUUCCUGAUGAUUGCCAAGCCAGACGUUGCGGUAUGCUCCUUCCGGCGUAUCUUCCUGGGCUUGGGGAUGUGCAUCAGUUAUGCAGCUCUUUUAACUAAAACAAACCGUAUCUACCGUAUAUUUGAGCAGGGCAAAAAGUCAGUGACGGCACCUAGGCUUAUAAGCCCAACAUCACAAUUGGCAAUCACUUCAAGUUUAAUAUCUGUUCAGCUUCUAGGGGUCUUCAUUUGGUUUGCAGUUGACCCACCCAACAUCAUCAUAGAUUAUGAUGAGCAGAAGACUAUGAACCCUGACCAGGCAAGAGGAGUUCUCAAAUGUGACAUUACGGAUCUACAAAUCAUUUGCUCCUUGGGGUAUAGCAUUCUCCUAAUGGUUACAUGUACUGUGUAUGCCAUCAAGACUCGGGGUGUCCCAGAGAAUUUUAAUGAAGCAAAACCCAUUGGAUUCACUAUGUACACUACUUGUAUAGUAUGGCUUGCCUUCAUUCCAAUAUUUUUUGGCACUGCCCAGUCAGCUGAAAAGCUCUACAUACAAACUACCACACUUACAAUAUCCAUGAACUUAAGUGCUUCAGUGGCCCUGGGGAUGCUUUACAUGCCGAAAGUGUACAUCAUCAUCUUCCAUCCUGAACUAAAUGUCCAGAAACGGAAACGCAGCUUCAAGGCCGUAGUGACAGCAGCAACUAUGUCAUCGCGGCUUUCGCACAAACCUAGUGACAGGCCCAAUGGGGAAGCAAAAACAGAACUUUGUGAAAAUGUAGACCCAAACAGCCCUGCUGCAAAAAAGAAGUAUGUCAGUUAUAAUAACCUGGUUAUUUAGUCUGUUUCAUCAGACGGAGACAAGGAGGGAUGAAGGUUUUCAUCCAUUCAGUCACCCGAACUGGCUUAGGCCUCUUCCUGACCUGUAUCCACAGCUGGAGGAGUUGAAGGCCGGGCAGUUAUUAUGGAGACCAAUGUUAGAGGAUCCAAGUGUUCUGAACAGCUUCUAUAUGAAAUAUCCUUAAUUAAUCUUGGCUUAAUAAGUCACUGGCACUGCCACUUAGGCUGUGACCUUGGACCUUCUCCAUGUAUGGGAGGUAUGAUACCUGAAUUCCCAGCUCUGAUACAUGAGUACCCAGCUCUUUAUGGGUGAACUGCAUUUAGCAACAGUGACUUUACAGGGGCUAAGUCUGUCUUUAUAUGUACUUCCAGACUGCAAGUUUUUGAACUUUCUGUACAGUUUGUGAGGAAUUUUGCAUAUUACCAUCCAUGUUGUUUCAACAGUUCACUGUUUGUUUUGAAUGCACAGUUCCAUUGAAGCCCUAUUCUCUGAAACGUUAGCACAUUAAAAGAGAUCUCUCUGAAGAUUGAAACAAACUAUGUACAUGACUUGUAUGAUUAUUACUGUAUCACUGCAAUCCAUGUAUGUUAUUUUUUUAAUUAAACAAAAAAAAAAAGAUAUUUAAAAGACCAAAAACUGUGCUGGCGAAGUGAGCCCCAUUCCCACCCCAACCUUUCCCGCCUUUCAUAACAAUGAUGGGCUGCAGAGGAAACAGAAAGGAUUUUGCUGAGUUUUAAUAGAGGUCUUGAUAUUUGGAAUGCAUGCCAGUAAUGUAUUUUAUGGUAUAUGUUAAUCAUUUAUGUUUGAUAUUUGUAUUUGUGUUCUAUUUUGUUAUUUCAGUUAAGGUAUAUGACUAUUUUGCAAUAAUUUCAAUAAUUCUUAUGGUAUUUGGAAGAAAGAAUAUGGCUUUUACAUGUCUUGAGGUUUUUCUUUGUUGAUGCCCCAUCAUGAUUGACCAGUGUGAUAAGGACUUUAAAAAAAAAGCAUGUAUGUUUUAUACUGUUUGUAAUAAGUAAUUUCGUUAAUCUUGCUGCUUAUGUGCCAAUUUAGUGAAAACAAUCUUUGCCGCAAACCUCCUCCCACCCUUUCCAUUCCCUCAAUCCUGUGAUAUUA
Molecule: messenger RNA, 2787 nt
Organism: Alligator sinensis (Chinese alligator)
Lineage: Eukaryota; Metazoa; Chordata; Crocodylia; Alligatoridae
Gene: GRM7
Product: glutamate metabotropic receptor 7
Exons: 6
Coding region: 1-1674 (557 amino acids)
Biological process (GO): G protein-coupled glutamate receptor signaling pathway; regulation of synaptic transmission, glutamatergic
Cellular component (GO): membrane
Molecular function (GO): group III metabotropic glutamate receptor activity
Source: RefSeq, a predicted model, not a curated record